This is a messenger RNA of Triticum aestivum (bread wheat), 1628 nucleotides long. RefSeq lists its product as uncharacterized. Lineage: Eukaryota; Viridiplantae; Streptophyta; Magnoliopsida; Poales; Poaceae. The coding region runs from base 96 to 1481 and encodes 461 amino acids. Gene Ontology annotation, biological process: oxidative RNA demethylation. The transcript is spliced from 4 exons. Gene Ontology annotation, molecular function: oxidative RNA demethylase activity; ferrous iron binding; broad specificity oxidative DNA demethylase activity. Gene Ontology annotation, cellular component: cytoplasm. The record is from RefSeq and is a predicted model, not a curated record.
UGUUGCCAACGGCCAAGUCGACAACCAGCCACACCAAAGGCGAAACGGCAGCGCAGAGCAGAGCCCCCUGCUUUUCCGCCUCCGCCACCGCGCCCAUGGCAGGCGGCCGCGGCCGUGGCCGCGGCGACGGAAGGAACCCGGCGACCUCCUCCUCCUCCUCCUCCUCCCGGCAGCGGAAGGCCCGGGGCUCGCGCGACUUCGGUCCUGAAACUGAAAGGUCCUUGGAACCUCAAAAGGAAGGGCCAAGUUCAUCUUCUCCCUCUGUUAGCAGUAAAAAACCGCAGAUGGUUACACCAGUUCUACCAAAGUCUCUAGAUUCACCAGUUCAACCAAGAAAGCCUCUCAAUUCACCGCUGAUGAUGGCUAAACAAGUUCAUCCACCGAAAUCUCAAUAUCCACUGGUCCAAACGGUUGCAUCGAUUCAAAUAUCAAAACCUCUAAACUCCAGUAGUGCUUCAUGUGGCUCUGGAACUGUGGGGUCUCUAGAUUCACCAGUUCAACCAUGGAAGUCUCUCGAUUCACCGCUGAUGAUGGCUGAACAAGUUCAACCACCGAAAUCUCAAGAUUCACUGGUCCAAAUGGUUGCAUCGAUGCAACUAUCGAAACCUCUAGACUCCAGUAGCGCUUCAACUGGCUCUGGAGCUGUGGGGUCUGAUUUAGGAGCUGCUCCAUUUGACAUAUGCAUGGGUAACAGCAAAGGCAUUUUCAAGCUAAAUCGCCCUUUGCAUGAGAUCAACAAAGAAAAACGGCUGCGCGAAAGGGAGCUUUCAAACAGUGCAGCUCCGCCGCAACGUUUGAGACCUGGGAUGGUUCUACUGAAAAACUUCUUAAAGCUGGAUGAUCAGGUUGAAAUUAUCAAGCUUUGUCGGGAACUUGGUGUUGGCACAGGAGGAUUUUAUCAACCUGGCUACAGAGAGGGUGGUAAGUUAAGUCUGCGGAUGAUGUGCUUAGGGAAGAACUGGGAUCCAGAUUCAAGAUCAUAUGGAGAUAUACGACCCUUUGAUGGGGCUCAACCACCACAGAUGCCACAAGAAUUGACUAAGUUCGUGGAAGAAGCCAUUAAAGCUUCCCAUGAUUUCUUGAAACAAAGAGGCAAGGGAGCUACCGAGCCCUCUGUAGAACUUCCUCAGAUGUCACCUGACAUCUGCAUUGUUAACUUCUACACCACUGGCGGGAAGUUAGGUCUUCAUCAGGACAAAGAUGAAGAUGAAUCUAGCCUUGAAAAGAGACUGCCUGUUGUUUCCUUUUCAUUGGGCGACACUGCAGAAUUCUUGUAUGGUGAUGACAGAGAUGUUGAUAAGGCUUCAAAGAUUAAACUUGAAUCUGGUGAUGUUCUGAUAUUUGGUGGUCAAUCAAGGCUCAUAUUCCAUGGGGUCUCCGGCAUUAUGCCGAAAAGUGCACCGCUUAUGGUGACCGACAAGGCAAAUCUUCGACCCGGGCGCCUGAACCUCACAUUCAGGCAGCAUAAGUAUGAGCCCUAGGGCGAUAGGGCAUGCUGCAUUCAGGGUCUCCUUUUAGACAUAGUGCAAGCAGAGGGGAGGGUACUCUCUCAUGUUCUAUUUAAGUUCCCUGUUAGCAAAUGUUUGCAAGAACCCUUAUCUAUUUGAAAAACUUAUUAUGUGUGUUUA